This is a messenger RNA of Morone saxatilis (striped sea-bass), 807 nucleotides long. RefSeq names its product inhibitor of nuclear factor kappa-B kinase-interacting protein-like. The record is from RefSeq and is a predicted model, not a curated record. Bases 1 to 807 code for a protein of 268 amino acids. NCBI's taxonomy places the organism in Eukaryota, Metazoa, Chordata, Actinopteri, Moronidae. The transcript has 3 exons.
AUGCACUGUGUUACACAAUGCGAGAGCGUCCAGCCGAUGCUGGAGAGUCUCGGGGGUCAGCGGGGGGCUCUGAAGCCCCGGCUGGAGGGUUUUGAGCAGGACGUGAGCCAGCUGAAGGAGUGGGCCUCUGGGCUGACUGAGAAACGAGUUCAGCUUCAGAGCAGCCUGACCGCACUGAGAGGCGCCGUGGGGCAGAUUGAAGAGCGCACCUCAGCGAUCACAAAAGACUUUUCCAACAAGGUGGCAUCAGUGAGGACAGACGUGCGCAGGAUGGGCGGCCUGCAGUCUGAGCUGGAGUCUCUGCUGACUCAGGUGGGGGAGCUGGAGGACAAGACCACUCAGGUCGAGCACAGCAUGGUCAAACGCAUCGCAGACGUGCUGGCCAGCAGCAUCGACCGAGUGACAGACCUCCGCGCUGCGUCCGAACGCAACAGUCAGGCCAUAGAGAAGCUCCGCAGACGCGUCCCUGAACUCACCACCGCUGACAAACAGAUCUCUGAGCGCUUGAGGGAGCUGGAGAGCGGCAGAGCUCGUCUGAUAAGAACAGUGACCUUCGCUGGUGACCUUAAACCAAAAGUGUCUGCCAUUAAGAGGGACUUUAGUGCGUUUGAGCCUCAGCUGUCAGACCUGAUUGUGCGGAUAGGAAGACUGGCAGAUGAUCUUACUAAGAGAGAGCAGGAGAUUGCCGAGCUUAGACAGACACUGGCCAACCUCACUGCAGUAGAGGGAGAUUUAAGUGUUACGACUAAACAGGUUAAUGAAAUAGCUGAUAUAUCUGAUAUUGGAGACGUGCACAGACCAACAUGA